Molecule: messenger RNA, 2172 nt
Organism: Phytomonas sp. Hart1
Lineage: Eukaryota; Euglenozoa; Kinetoplastea; Trypanosomatida; Trypanosomatidae
Source: the annotation of a GenBank genome assembly
AUGCCCUCAACCGGGAUUACACCGCUUGGGCCGUUAUAUCGAAGUCAGCCUUUCCACCCCACCCACCGGUCACCAACCCCUCCUACGGCGAACGGCGACACGGGCCGGGAUGGCCCCCCGCCAACCUCGCCCCCCUCGUCCAUACUUCAGCCCCAUCCGUCCUAUUGGAAUUCCUACCGCGCGGCCCCCUUAGCGGCCUCGCCCGGGGGGGCUUUCGAUCCAAAUUCCCCACCGCCGGCCCCCGAACGGGCGCGAAAAUCCACCGCCGCGGCGGAGGCCGCCCAACUUCGGGCGCAGGUCCGCCUGCUCGAGCGCGAAGUCCACGAACUACGCCAGGGCCUCGCGCAGAAUGCGGCGAUGGGCCGGCGGCCUUCCCAGCCGGGCGGGAUCGGCGGGAUUCCCGCCACCCCUCGCCCCCGAAGUGCCCCCAAGGCGAGGCCGGCGAUCGUCUUCAAUCGCAGGGUCGUAGACCCGUUUCUGGAAAUCCGAAACGGCCCCAUCGCCCAGGCUAAGCCGUGCGGAAGCCGGAGGGAGGGCUGGGGUCCUACUGGUGGUAAAGCCGGCCGUCAGUUCGAGAGUAAACCACCGCCAUCCGCGCCUCCGGCGGCCGCGACGUGGAAGAGGGCGGAUCGCGCGGUGGUCGAGGUUCCGUUAUUCGCCCAUAGUCCUGAGAUGCCUCCGCAGGGGCAGACGCUACUCCCGAACUCCUCGGCGAGUUGCCAGGCCGUCAACGAGCCCCAGCUUCCCACCCCUCACAACGCCCCGGAGGUUUCGUUUUCUCCGCUUUCCCUGACUUCCAAUAAGGAUCCUAAUACACAAUCGACUGAUGUGAAGGCGCCCUUGACAACCGGCGCCGAGGCCCCGGGGAAAAGCUCGACGAUGCUCCACCCGAGUGGGACCUGGUCCUCUUUGGCCUAUCCCACGCAGCCUGCCAGCGAGGCGGGGGCGAUCCUCGAGCCUCCCCCGCCGUCGGCCCCGGGGGAAAUCGCCGCCGCCGUAAAAGUCGACCCCGUCCCCCUUUCCUCCGCGCACCAAACCGCACUGCAGUAUUUAGUCCAUGAGCUGGCGGAAUCCCGCGAACAACUCACGGCGAUGCGGCGGACCGCGGAGGAGCAAAAUGGGCUUCGCGCUCAACAUGAACUCCGCCUGAAUGCGCUCACGGCGGAGGUGGCGCAGUUGAAAUCCCAGCUCAAGGCGGCCCAGGACGAGAUCGGGGCCCUUCUUCAGCGUCCUCACACCCACACAACAACCACCACGAACGGGGGUUCUAUCGGGAACGAAGUCCAGCCACUCCUCACGGGGGAUGGGGCGAACCCGACGCCCGCAUCCCAAAAUUGCCCGCAGCGCCAAACGCCUAAUUCAGGCGAAACCGAACAUAGCGCCCUUCAUCGCAUGCAAUCGAAGGCUUUGUCCGAGGCGCAAGCCCAAGUAAAGCAGACCAAUGAGCAGAUCAGCGUGCUUUCAAAAAAACUCGCCGCAUGGGAGUCGUGGUACGCCAAGCAGCCUCCGAAAUCCGAUGACUCGCCUCAAAAAAAACGAACCUUCACGGAAAGGAAAAAUCAAACGGAUACCAUAUUGUCUAAAGACAAUGCUAAGCCGCGCGCUCCGCGAAGCCAUCCAAAAGACACCACCACCAUCUCAUUUCCCGAAGACUUGACGUGGCCGGUGUGUGAUGGGGAUGGCAAGCCGACCCCGUACGGCUUACCCAACUAUCCCCACAACAGAGCAACACCACGCGCCUUUUCAGAGCGAAAAGAAAAAAAUCACGGCCAUAGAAAAACUGAGGCCGAUUAUGCCGCCUACUCUAACAUUCAUUUUACGGAUGCAUUGGCCGGUUUUCACCCACACCGGGCCUCGGAUGAGACAUCCAUGCACAUUGAGCCUUUAGUUCUCGUGGAGGAAAACAUUUCCGAGCUUGAUCGCAACGUGAUGGAGCUCAUCGCCAAAAAGCGCGCCAUACGUGAGUUGUCUUCGGAAGGGCAAAAGUUGGCCGAAGCUCGACUGAGGGCUGUACUUCUGGCAGAGCGACGUCGGGCAAACCUGAGCUACGUGAACCGAGAUGAGGAUAAUGAAAGUGUCUCCACAGGAAACCUGAGCAAUAAUGAGGGCAUCGAUUCGCAAUGUAUUUCAAAGCCACCCAUUGAGAUUUAUCUCAGUACGAGCAAUGAUUGA